CGCUGCUGAAGAGGAAUGCAGGGAAUGAAUACGGAUUACUGCUUAAGAAGGGAUCCACACUGCCCCUGACGUCCAAGUCGAGGAAGUCCGAAGUUUACUUUUCGGCUGGGUAACUUGUUUGAUUCACAUAUUUCUUUCAGACCUCGACUACGGUAGGCCGACUCACGAUGUCCGGCGAUCAUCAUAAUGACAAGGAGGCCAUGAGUAUAUACUGUAUAACCCUCAACGGUCCAGCACCAUGGGGCUUCAGACUUCAGGGGGGGAAGGACUUCAGCAUGCCACUCACGGUGUCCAGGCUGACCCCCGGGGGUAAGGCCGCCCAGGCCGGUGUGGGCGUGGGAGAUUGGGUGGUGUCCAUCGGAGAGACCAACGCAGAAGACAUGACCCAUGUGGAGGCACAGAACAAGAUCAGAGCAGCAGAGGAGUCUCUCACACUCACCCUCAGCAAAGCUUUCCAUGCGGGUGGCGAUCAGAAGGAUUUGCUCGCCCCUGCCUCCGUUCAGCCCAAAUACUCCUUUGCCCCCAGCACCGCUAUCAACAAGAUGGCCCGGCCAUUCACGCCGGGCGGCGGUAACACAGUCAUGAAACCAGUGGCGUACGCCCCUAAAGUUAACGCCCCCGUCAGCAUGCUACAGCCACACAACGGAGAGGAUCAGCCUUUGUAUGACCACCAGAAUUACCAACACGAGAAGCACGGUCUGCGGGUGGAUGGCAUCCCCAUGUUCAUCCCCAACGACCGCAGCAAGAAGAGGCUGAUCGAGGACACUCAGGACUGGCAGCCCCGCACAGGCACGACCCAGUCCCGCUCCUUCCGCAUGCUGGCCCAGCUCACAGGCACCGACUACAUGCAGGACCCAGACGAUGAGACAAUGAAGAGGGCCAGCAUCAAGGCCUCUCGGUCACCUGCUAAGGCCCAGACCCAGGUAGCCGACAAACUUGACGCCUCUAAGUCUGCAGUCAACUCUGGUCCGAAGGUGCGCCCUCCAUGGGUGACUGACCCAGGUUUCGCUGACCGUUACGCCCCAGACAAGACCAGUACGGUUCUGACCCAGCACAGGCAGCCGGCCCAGCCUACGCCCAUGCAGAACCGCUCCUCUAUCCUACAGGCGGCUCAGCAGGCACCCGAGGACAGCGGAAGGACCCCUCUCUGUGGAGCCUGCAAAAAGAUCAUUCGGGGCCGGUACCUGGUGGCUCUGGGUCAGUCUUGGCACCCAGAAGAGUUCCAGUGUUCCCAGUGUAAGGUGAUGUUGGACGAGGGAGGAUUCUUUGAGGAGAAAGGCUCAGUCUUCUGCACCAAGUGUUAUGAUAACCGCUACGCUCCCAACUGUGCCAAAUGCAAGAAGAUUAUCAUAGGGGAUAUCAUGCAUGCUCUGAAGAUGACCUACCAUGUCCAGUGUUUCAUGUGUGCUGCGUGUAAGAGCCCCAUCAGAAACCAGGCCUUCUAUAUGGAGGAGGGAGAACCUUACUGUGAGAAAGAUUAUGAGAAGAUGUUUGGUACUAAGUGUCAUGGCUGUGACUUUAAGAUCGAUGCUGGGGACCGCUUCCUAGAGGCCUUGGGAUACAGUUGGCACGACACCUGCUUCGUCUGCGCUUUCUGCCAGAUCAACCUGGAAGGGAAGACGUUCUACUCUAAGAAGGAUAAGCCGCUGUGUAAAGGCCAUGCCUUUGCUCCCGUCUGAGAGGGAGGGGGGGGGGGGUAGAGGUGGUUCAGAGGGGACAGGAACCAUUCUCUGAACCCUGAAGACCUCCGCAUCGCACAGCUCCAGUCACUCUCCACUCCACUGCAAACCAGACAGCUUUUCAGAUCCUCACUAUCGCUCAACUAAAGAUGUGUUCACAUAUACCUCUAUCCCUGGACUUUUCAAAUGCAUCCUGUGCUGGCUCCCUCCCACGGGCUCCCUCCCACUGGCCCCCUCCCACUGGCCCCCUCCCACUGGCUCCCUCCCACGGGCUCCCUCCCACGGGCUCCCUCCCACGGGCUCCCUCCCACGGGCUCCCUCCCACGGGCUCCCUCCCACUGGCUCCCUCCCACGGGCUCCCUCCCACUGGCUCCCUCCCACUGGCUCCCUCCCACUGGCUCCCUCCCUCCCACUGGCUCCCUCCCACUGGCUCCCUCCCUCCCACGGGCUCCCUCCCACGGGCUCCCUCCCACGGGCUCCCUCCCAUUGGCUCCCUCCCAUUGGCUCCCUCCCACGGGCUCCCUCCCACGGGCUCCCUCCCACGGGCUCCCUCCCACGGGCUCCCUCCCACGGGCUCCCUCCCACUGGCUCCCUCCCACUGGCUCCCUCCCACUGGCUCCCUCCCACUGGCUCCCUCCCUCCCACUGGCUCCCUCCCUCCCACGGGCUCCCUCCCAUUGGCUCCCUCCCACUGGCUCCCUCCCAUUGGCUCCCUCCCAUUGGCUCCCUCCCACUGGCUCCCUCCCACUGGCUCCCUCCCACUGGCUCCCUCCCUCCCACUGGCUCCCUCCCACUGGCUCCCUCCCACUGGCUCCCUCCCACUGGCUCCCUCCCACGGGCCCCCUCCCACGGGCUCCCUCCCACGGGCUCCCUCCCACUGGCUCCCUCCCACUGUCUCCCUCCCACUGGCUCCCCUCCCACUGGCUCCCCUCCCACUGGCUCCCUCCCACUGGCUCCCUCCCACUGGCUCCCUCCCACUGGCUCCCUCCCACUGGCUCCCUCCCACGGGCUCCCUCCCACUGGCUCCCUCCCACUGGCUCCCUCUGCUGUCAGUCAUACUUUCUGGUCUCUCUACUUCCUGGUUCCUGGUCUAAGAUCUGAAGGAAUUUGAUGGCAACCUUUUUCCAACGAACUGCCUAGUUUCUCUACUGUUGUUCCUCAUAGCAGGUUACUCUAGUAUCAUGUGUAGUGUUAUUACAAACGGAGUCAUUUCAAGCCUUAGCUCAAUGCUGUAUAUCUCAUGUAUUGCAAGUGAACCACUGAAUAUGAAUAUAUAUAUAUAUGUAUGUGUCAUUCUCCCUCUGGGAUUGUGAUGCUAACCACUGUUGACAAGUCAUUCUUUACUGCAAUGUGUCUCGUCAGUUCAGCUGUUUGGGCAGCGGCUGUUGGUAAAAUAUCACUCUUAGCUCCAUUUCACUUUACCUGUCUGUUAAGUGUCUUCAAAGUUGAAACAACCAUUUUAGUGUGUCAUUUUCUAAGAUGUUACAUUUAACUAUCGCUCCACUACCGACUUCAUUUAAAGUCCCCUCUUAGUCUCUGGUUCAUUGAUGCCCCUCUAUACUCCAGUACUUAAGGUAAUAUAAGGGGCAACCUUACUCUAGUACUGUUGGUAAUGGGCAACCUUACUGCUGUACUGUUGGUAAUGGGCAACCUUACUGCUGUACUGUUGGUAAUGGGCAACCUUACUCUAGUACUGUUGGUAAUGGGCAACCUUACUGCUGUACUGUUGGUAAUGGGCAACCUUACUCCAGUGCUGUUGGUAAUGGGCAACCUUACUGCUGUACUGUUGGUAAUGGGCAACCUUACUCUAGUACUGUUGGUAAUGGGCAACCUUACUGCUGUACUGUUGGUAAUGGGCAACCUUACUGCUGUACUGUUGGUAAUGGGCAACCUUACUGCAGUACUGUUGGUAAUGGGCAACCUUACUCUAGUGCUGUUGGUAAUGGGCAACCUUACUCCAGUGCUGUUGGUAAUGGGCAACCUUACUCCAGUGCUGUUGGUAAUGGGCAACCUUACUCCAGUGCUGUUGGUAAUGGGCAACCUUACUCCAGUGCUGUUGGUAAUGGGCAACCUUACUCCAGUGCUGUUGGUAAUGGGCAACCUUACUCCAGUGCUGUUGGUAAUGGGCAACCUUACUCCAGUGCUGUUGGUAAUGGGCAACCUUACUCCAGUGCUGUUGGUAAUGGGCAACCUUACUGCAGUACUGUGGGUAAUGGGCAACCUUACUGCUGUACUGUUGGUAAGGGCAGCCUUACUGCUGUAAGGAAAUCAGUCAAUUGAAAAAAUUGAAUUGGGCCCUAAUCUAUGGAUUUCACAUGACUGGGCAGAGAUGCAGCCAUUUAAUUUUAAUUUUACCUUUAUUUAACCAGGCAAGUCAGUUAAGAACAAAUUCUUAUUUUCAAUGACGGCCUGGGAACAGUGGGUUAACUGCCAGUUCAGGGGCAGAACGACAGAUUUGUACCUUGUCAGCUCGGGGGUUUGAACUCGCAACCUUCCGGUUACUAGUCCAACGCUCACUAGGCUACCCUGUAGCCCCUGGGAUGGCAUAGGCCGUCAGCCAAUCAGAUUCAUUUAUUUUUUUACCACAAUAGGGUUUUAUCACGUCCGUCCCACACGGGAAGAAGCCGGAUGUGGAGGUCCUGGCAUGGUUGUGAGUCCGGUUGGACGUGCCGCCAAAUUCACAAAAAACGACGUUGGAGGCCAUCUUAUGGGGAAAUAAAGAUACAGUCCUCCGGCAACAGCUCUGGUGGACGUUCCUUCAGGCAGCAGGCCAUUUACACUGUCCCUCAAAACUUGAGACAUCUGUGGCAUUUUGUUGUGUGACAACUUCACAUUUUAGAGUGGCCUUUUAAUGUCUCCGGCACAAGGUGCACCUGUGUAAAAAAUAGAUCCCUAUUUCCUAUAUAGUGCACUACUUUAGACCAGAGCCCUAUUCCCUAUAUUGUGCACUACUUUAGACCAGAGCCCUAUUCCCUAUAUAGUGCACUACUUUAGACCAGAGCCCUAUUCCCUAUAUAGUGCACUACUUUAGACCAGAGCCCUAUUCCCUAUAUAGUGCACUACUUUAGACCAGAGCCCUAUUCCCUAUAUAGUGCACGACUUUAGACCAGAGCCCUAUUCCCUAUAUAGUGCACGACUUUAGACCAGAGCCCUAUUCCCUAUAUAGUGCACGACUUUAGACCAGAGCCCUAUUCCCUAUAUAGUGCACGACUUUAGACCAGAGCCCUAUUCCCUAUAUAGUGCACGACUUUAGACCAGAGCCCUAUUCCCUAUAUAGUGCACGACUUUAGACCAGAGCCCUAUUCCCUAUAUAGUGCACUACUUUAGACCAGAGCCCUAUUCCCUAUCUAGUGCACUACUUUAGACCUGGGCCCUAUUCCCUAUAUAGUGCACUACUUUAGACCAGGACCCUAUUCCCUAUAUAGUGCACUACUUUAGACCAGGACCCUAUUCCCUAUAUAGUGCACUACUUUAGACCAGGACCCUAUUCCCUAUAUAGUGCACUACUUUAGACCUGGGCCCUAUUCCCUAUAUAGUGCACUACUUUAGACCAGAGCCCUAUUCCCUAUAUAGUGCACUACUUUAGACCAGAGCCCUAUUCCCUAUGCCCCAUUUCCUUUAUAAAGUAGUGCACUAUAUAAAGGAAAUAGGGAGUACUUUAGGACAUAAGCCAUAUUGCACUGAUCACUAUAGAUACUGUAGAACACACCAUAUUGAUCCCAGAAUACUUCACUUCACGACAGCUAUAUUAGUAAUUCAUUCGUUUAAAUUAGAAUAGUACACCAUAAAAAGGAUUUAGUAUUUUGAAGCAUCAAUGUACUAUUUAUGGAAAUAAACUAUGGCUUGUUUACAGGGCUGGGGGUCAAAUCCAGUUUAAACUAUGGAAGUGAGAUCUCACAGAACAUUUCUAGAAUAUCGUUACAAUUCUUUGACUGUUGGAAUUGGAGUUGGAAUUGACCCUAGCUUUUUUUGUAUGGGAUUUGUAGUCAUUGUGUUGUCCUGGGAUUUGUAGUCAUUGUGUUGUCCUGGGAUUUGUAGUCAUUGUGUUGUCCUGGGAGUCAUUCUGUACAAGUGGCUUUAUGUAUUGAACCAAAUACUCUAUAAUCUAGGGCUCUAUUCAAUCCCAAUCUUUCAAAUUCAUCUUUACAACGAUAAUUAAAUUUAAAAGCAAUGUUCCAAACUGUUUUUUUGGCGGAGACUGCAUGGUAAAUGCUGUAUAUAUCGGCUCAAUAGCAAAUUACAUUUUUUUUUUAAUUGAAAUUUGUAACGCUUCAGCAACACCGAUUUGAAUAGAGCUCAAGUCUCACAAGAGGCCUGUAAAGUAGUUAUUUGUUAGGUGUGUUUGAAACCAAAUAAUUUAGUAAUGUACUGUAUUUGUUUGUUUGCAGAGGGCUGAGAUGGUUCUCGUCUGACAUGAACCCAUUCCUACAAUUGUACACGAUGUCAACCUAAUGGUCUGAUUCCCCCACUAACGUCAACUUCUGCUCCAAGAACAAUAGGAUUAUAAUUAUAGAAUAAAAAAAUAAAAAUUGUUGUUGUAUUAAAGUAUUGUAUACCAAGUGUCUUUUCAAGCUUUGCACACUGAGCUUUUACAAAAAAAUACUUAAAUUCGAACGAAAAACUGCUGUAUUCAUGUGUACACGCUAGAGAUGUUUUUAGAGGAAUAAUUGAUAUCCUUGAUAGAUGAGCUGUAUUGUGUAUUAGAACCAGUUAAUGAAUAAAUAAAUAAAAUGUCUGCAUACCA
Molecule: messenger RNA, 6422 nt
Organism: Oncorhynchus masou masou (cherry salmon)
Lineage: Eukaryota; Metazoa; Chordata; Actinopteri; Salmoniformes; Salmonidae
Product: PDZ and LIM domain protein 7-like
Exons: 14
Coding region: 168-1679 (503 amino acids)
Biological process (GO): actin cytoskeleton organization; muscle structure development; heart development
Cellular component (GO): adherens junction; stress fiber; Z disc
Molecular function (GO): actin binding; muscle alpha-actinin binding
Source: RefSeq, a predicted model, not a curated record